GAUGAGGACAAUGAUGCAGAAGAUGCAAAACCCAAGACAAAGCUCGGUUUCGUGCCUGGUCUGGCACCCCCUAAAAUCCCAGAGGGGGAGAAAGUGGACUUUGAUGACAUACACAGAAAGCGAAUGGAGAAGGACCUGACGGAGCUCACUACUCUGAUUGAAGCUCACUUUGAGAAGCGUAAGAAGGAGGAAGAGGAGCUGCUCAGCCUUACAGAUCGUAUUGAUAAACGCCGGUCAGAGCGAUCAGAGCAGAUGAAGAUCAGAGCAGAGAGAGAAAAGGAGCGUCAAAACAGAGUAGCUGAAGAGAAAGCCAGAAAAGAGGAUGAAGAGGCAAAGAAGAAAGCUGAUGACGACGCCAGGAAGAAGAUGAUUCUGUCUAAUUUGACAUUCACUGGAUACAAGACACAGACAGGGCCAAAGAGACAAACAGAGAGAGAAAAGAAGAAGAAGAUCCUCAAUGAGAGACGUACAGAGCUGAAUGUUGAUCACAUGAGAGAAGACGCGCUCAAGGAAAAGGCCAAGGAGCUGUGGGAAAAGGCGCGCCAGCUGGAGGCUGAGAAGUUUGAUCUUCAGUAUCAGCAGGCAAAGCAGAAGUAUGAGGUCACCGUGCUGCGAAACCGAGUCAGUGAUCAUCAGAAAGUCACAAAGGGGAGAAGAAGCAAGCGUGGCCUGAGGAAGUAACACCUGACGUCAACCAGCUAGAAUCCAGCAUCAUCUGACAACGAGGAAACUACAGAGAGGAACGUUAAUCACAUCUAAAUGUUGUUUAAACACUUAAACAUGCCAGAACAAGUUAGAACGCAGAGAUUGUGAAUAGGAUGCUCUUAAACAUAUUUGAGAAAUAAAGUGCAUGCUAAGUUCACCUGCAGGAGUGGAGGAGACUGAUCAGGUGAUGUGUUGCAGCUUGUGUUUAUUUUACAGGGACUUGACAGGAGGCGUGUGAUCCAUAAUUAUAAUUCAAAGGAACAAAAAAUGACAACUUGAUAAAUGUGACGCUUAAUGUAUGUCCUACCACUAAAUCUGUCAUGUCUGGAGUACUGAGAGUGGAUUUGAGGCUGAUUUACUGGCUGUUGUGUGGUUGCAAGAAAUAAAAGUCUUUAUUUAAAAAAG
Molecule: messenger RNA, 1110 nt
Organism: Notolabrus celidotus (New Zealand spotty)
Lineage: Eukaryota; Metazoa; Chordata; Actinopteri; Labriformes; Labridae
Product: troponin T, cardiac muscle isoforms-like
Exons: 10
Coding region: 124-681 (185 amino acids)
Biological process (GO): sarcomere organization; regulation of muscle contraction; cardiac muscle contraction
Cellular component (GO): troponin complex
Molecular function (GO): troponin I binding; tropomyosin binding; troponin C binding
Source: RefSeq, a predicted model, not a curated record